AAAAUUAUAUUGAUAACUACUACCAAAACAAACAGGCGUAGUUACACUAAGUCAUAUGACCAAUAUAAAUAGGGGAAAAAUUGUUGCUGCAUAAGGAAAUUUGGGUUGCAACAAUUAUAUAAAAUUGUUGAUUUUCUUCAAAUCACAUAUUGAAGCUGUAAUGGAAACCUAUAAUGGCAACAGCUACGAAGAAGGAACUGUCAAAAUGGUUGAGUGGAUAUUUGGACGAGCUAGGCUUCGACAGGAGAAGAAUCUGGGAAAGGAUCCAUGUCUUCAACAGAUGUUCAAGGGCAAAAGACAUUUCAACUAAAACAAUCCUAAAAACAAAUGAGAUUGAGAAAAUAUUUGUUGGCAGUAUGCGUGAAGGUACUGGAAUGAGCUAUAUUAAUGAUGAAGACAUUCUACAAAUCAACCAUGCUAUAACUUCCUUUGAAGACUUUGGAACGCUCAAUGAAACUAGCAAACUGGUAUUCAAGAUGGUACAAAACAAAGCACCAGCAGGCUACACUUUCCUUAAACUGGUAAGCAGAGAGGAAGAUUUUGAAACUUUUGAAACUUUAAAGUAUGCUCUUGUAAAAAUGAAAAAAGGACGAUUUCUUUCAAGUAAACUGUUCAUGACCAAAAAUGAUGAUGUAUUUAAAACUGGAGAUGGUCUCAUCAGCAGAUAUACUCGUUAUAAAAGCCCACAGGGUCCAUCUAUUCCAAAGUACGUAGAAAAUAACCUGAUCCAGAAAUACUGGUUUUCCAAAAUUAAUCUCACAGACAAGGGUAAAGAUUUUGUACGAGCUUUCCCAUGCCAAGCUGACUCCAUCCUACAAGCAUGGAAAAUGAGGGAUAGAAAGUGUGGCUGGCCGUGUAGAAAGACAAUUAACCAUGUAAUGUCCCUGCCUGCUUAUGUUGUACCUGUUGGCUGUAAAGACAGCAUCAAUGAAGAUCUACAAUGGAGAAUCUGUUUUACCAUGGCUGAAACCCACUUAGUCCAAGCCUUGAACAACACUCAAACAAAGGUAUUUGUGUUGAUGAAGCUGAUAGCUAAGUACAUACUGCAGCCUUUGUGCAAAGAUAUCACUUCAUAUGUGGUGAAAAUGGUUAUUCUUUGGCUUGCUGAAAAGAUUCCGCAGAGAAAAUUCCGCAAAAAACAUUUGUUAGCCAGGCUGCAAGACGCUAUAACGUAUCUCCAAAGUGUGGUAGAAAGCAAGCACCUUCCAAGUUACAUGAUCCCAAAGAGAAACCUGUUUGCAAGAAAGCUGACAAAGACAGAGCAAACACUGGUGAUUGAUAGACUAAGUUAUCUCUUAAACAAUGGCACAAGGAUGAUUGAGGAGUUUUCUCAUGAUUGCCUGCCUCACUCUGAAGAAAUAAUCCAAGUCUGUGAGUCACUAAGUAUAGCUAAUCAUAUGAACAAAAUACAUACAUGUCUCAUAACACUUUUUACAACAGAAGAACUUGCAAAUUACUGCACAAAAAUGUUUUUAUGCAGGUCUUGGUUUCAAGCGUAUCUCUACAAUGCACUAUUUGUUUGGGGCCCUUAUUUCCUCACCUAUGGCAAGCGUGGAUUUUCAGAUCCUCUCAGUUUUGAGCUCUCAAACCACUUUGCAGAAAGUGAAAAGAAAGAAAAAGCUGCAAUAAAACAAAGACAAAAGAGAAAUACCCAAUUAGCUGCAUCUACGCAAACAGUGCCGAGAUCAGACUGGCAUCUGGACUUGAACAUUGCAAACAAAUUUGGACUUCCAUUUGAGCAAUUUGUGUUCCUUUCAGCAAUUUUCAUGAUUCUGCUUUUCUUACCAAGCAGGUUUUUCCUUAAACUACUCCUUACAGUACUGGAUUCAGAUGGAAUAAUCACUGAAACAGCUGAAGGACAUAUCAUUUCUGACUGACGUACAAUCAUACAGUAACCAGAAAAUGUGACGAAACAAUGUUAUAACUGUGGAUAUAUCAGAAUCCUACAGCAACAUCAGUAGCAAGUGUCUUGUGUUUGUCAUAAUGGUUUUAUAUUAACAGUUUGAAGCUGGUCUAACCAAAAAUAUAUUUUUUUUUUAAAUCUAAAAUACCGUGAAAGCUGGGACUAAGAAACUAAAACCUUAGCAAGAAAAUCAGAAAAGAAAACAAACCUUAAAUCAGGACUAUCUUACUCAUUUUUCAUUUCAUAUGACACUACAUUUAAUUUCUAUAUAAUCCAGCAAGAAACUGACUUAAAAGUUUUGCCAAUACAUUCAAACAACUGAAUAUUCUAAAUUGUGAUUUCAAGUCAAUUAAAUAAAACAGAGUUUGUCUUUGUA
Molecule: messenger RNA, 2279 nt
Organism: Mercenaria mercenaria
Lineage: Eukaryota; Metazoa; Mollusca; Bivalvia; Venerida; Veneridae
Exons: 2
Coding region: 174-1877 (567 amino acids)
Source: RefSeq, a predicted model, not a curated record